GUUUCGGCAGUUGAUAUCGAACGCAAUGUUAUCUCCCGUCGUGAAGAAAUCGUUGGCAACCGCUGCUGUUGGCACCGCUGCAUUCGCUACCUUGCCCAACCAAAAGGUGUACGCCGCCGAAGAGACCAAAAAAUCCAAACUUAGCAUUUAUGACGAACCACAAGCUGAAGUAGUCAUUGUCGAAGAACCCACAAAACUGGAAGAACAUGUAGCAUAUGCUGAAAAGUAUGCAAACGAAAGAGUCGAAGAGGGCAAGACACACGUUAACAAGCUCCACGGCGAAUGGAAGCAAUUCGAACAAUGCGUCAAGAACACUGUGAAGGAGACGAUCGCCAAGGAUGAAGAGAUCCUUCCAAACGCACUGUAUAUUGGCGUUGCAGCGUUGGCUGGUACCAUCCUUGCUCGCAACCGCAACAUCGUCAUCCGAUUCGCCACGUCGACUGCCUUGGCCGUUGGCGCAUCGCACUAUCUUCUGCCAAAGACCACACAGAACGUCUGCGUGCAACUCGAAAAAGUCGAACGCAAAUACCCUCAACUCCAGUCCGCGCAUCAAUCCGUGAAUGAGGUUGUCGGAGAUGCCCGUAAGCAGUUCGAUGGUGCGGUGGCAGAGGUCCGUAGCACUGUAGAUGACAGCAUUCUCUGCCAUUUCCAGCAAAAGGACGCAUCACAGCAGGCACUGGACAAGUUUGAGAGUGUAAAGAAGAGUGUAGAAAGCAUGUACUCGACACGAUCGAACCCUGGUGUAGAAGAAACCUUGAAGAAGAACAACUAGAUCCCAUCCAAACAACGAUAAAAGAAAAAGCAAUUUUAUAUUUCAUCGACAAGAGCAAUCAACGACAACCAUCAACCAUCCAUCCUGCCCGAAAACAAUGUCUUUUUUCUGUUUGUUCCGUGUUUGUUCCUUUUUUUUUAGAGAGAGGGUGUCCUGCUCCCCAGCCCAACGACACUUUUUUUUUACUACAUUAUUAAAAACAUGAAAAAAUAUUGAUUACAAAUUAUUA
Zychaea mexicana is the source of this 1001-nucleotide messenger RNA. RefSeq names its product apolipo protein O-domain-containing protein. Gene Ontology annotation, biological process: cristae formation. NCBI's taxonomy places the organism in Eukaryota, Fungi, Mucoromycota, Mucoromycetes, Mucorales, Lichtheimiaceae. The record is from RefSeq and is a predicted model, not a curated record. Gene Ontology annotation, cellular component: MICOS complex; mitochondrial crista junction. The transcript has 6 exons. Bases 26 to 772 code for a protein of 248 amino acids.